AUGCCUAUUGGAAUACUAUCAUCGCUUCGUCUACCUACGACGAAGCGUGAGUACGGUGACCCAGAGAUUCAAUGUGAUAAUUUGGGAUCGAUCGACACGAUUACACGCGCAACCAACGAAAUGAGAUCGCUGUCCAUAGCAUUGCUGGCCAUCAUUGGUACGUGCUAUGCCGCAAGAUUAGACACCAAUUAUCUUCCGCCUGGUAGUGCCGGAAGUGCAGGUGGAGCAGGAUUGAUUCAUCCUCCAUCAGGACACGGUGGAGGUGGACCAAUUAAACUUAGUGGCCCAGGUGGUUCAGGUGGUCCAAGUAGUUUCGGUGGCCCGAGUGGUUUCGGUGGCCCGAGUGGUUUCGGUGGCUCAAGUGGUCCUAGCAGUCAUGGUGGGUCAGGCGGAUUUGGUCCUGGCAGUGGUGGCGGCGCUUACGCAGGUAGUGGAUUGGGUGGCGGUGGCCAUGGUGGUCAACAGAUACCCAUUAUCUCUUAUACUAAUGAGAACGCCGGUGACGGAAACUAUCAAUACAGUUAUGAAACUGGAAAUGGUAUUACCGUGCAAGAAACAGGCCAUCGGCAAGGAGAAUCCGAAUCGGUGAGCGGAUCCUUUUCUUAUACUGGUUCCGAUGGUGUGCAAUAUUCGAUCACGUAUACGGCGGACGAAUAUGGUUUUCACCCUCAAGGCGCUCACUUGCCGACACCACCUCCGAUUCCACCGGAAAUUCAACGAGGUGUUGAAUUAGCGCUCGCCGCCGAAGCCAGGGGAGAGAAUCAGGAUGGUGGUGGUGGUCGAGGAUACUCGCAUGGAGGCAGUGGAUAUCCCAGCGGAGGAGGUGGUCAUAGCGGCCAUGGAAGUAGUGCCUAUCAGGGACCAAGCUCGUAUCAAACAAGUUCAAGCAGUGGCUACCAAUAUUAG
Cyphomyrmex costatus is the source of this 906-nucleotide messenger RNA. Its product is annotated as pupal cuticle protein 20. Gene Ontology annotation, cellular component: chitin-based extracellular matrix. The transcript is spliced from 8 exons. The coding region runs from base 1 to 906 and encodes 301 amino acids. The record is from RefSeq and is a predicted model, not a curated record. Gene Ontology annotation, molecular function: structural constituent of chitin-based larval cuticle. Lineage: Eukaryota; Metazoa; Arthropoda; Insecta; Hymenoptera; Formicidae.